Molecule: messenger RNA, 1240 nt
Organism: Strongylocentrotus purpuratus (purple sea urchin)
Lineage: Eukaryota; Metazoa; Echinodermata; Echinoidea; Camarodonta; Strongylocentrotidae
Product: sodium- and chloride-dependent betaine transporter-like
Exons: 6
Coding region: 194-1240 (348 amino acids)
Biological process (GO): sodium ion transmembrane transport
Cellular component (GO): membrane
Source: RefSeq, a predicted model, not a curated record
AGAUGCGAACAAAUUAGAUGGUGCGCCCGCACGGUCUUCCCGCGGUGCACUCGACUCUUUUCUUUGUUAAAAGGUGGCUCUUCGAAUCCUAUUGAUGCAUGCCCUUCGAUCAAUCGUAAAAAACUGGCGAUAAAUAUACCUCCUUGGAACACCAAUAUUUACUGGUAGAAGAACCAUAGAACAUACACCGGGAAUGAAGGACUAUGUGGAAAAUGACACGAUGGAAUUUGGAGAGGAGGAGAAGAAGGUAGAAGAGGAGAGAGACGAGAAGAGAAGAGAGAAGAUGGCCGAGCGCGGAAAUUGGAGCGGCAAGUUGGAUUUUUUUCUCGCGCUUUGCGGUUCCUCUGUCGGUCUUGGAAAUGUGUGGAGGUUUCCGUAUCUAUGCUACAAGCACGGAGGGGGUGCGUUUCUCAUUCCCUAUUUCCUGAGUGUGUUCUGUGCGGGGAUCCCCCUCCUGGUGAUCGAGAUAGGGCUUGGGCAGUUCACGGGGCAAGGACCAGUCACGGCAUGGGGGAUGAUCAGCCCCCUCUUCAAAGGCAUUGGUUGUGCCGGGCUCGUCAUCCAAGUCUUCCUCGACACUUAUUAUGUCGUCAUAAUGGCUUGGGGCUUAUACUAUCUUCUCUUCUCCUUCAACGCCGUCUUACCCUACUCAACGUGCUCCAACGAUUGGAACACGCCUUGCUGCUUCGUCCAGGCGGCGAAGGAAAAAGUGAUCGACGUCGAUACGAACGGCAGCAUGACCAGGGAUACGAUGACGGGGAUUAAUGGGACGAUGGCGACGAUGAUGUCGGGUUCGUUUUUCAAUAUGAGCGAGGAAUGUCCGAAUGGAACGACGUCUCCGACUGUCGAGUUUUGGAAUCGGAAGGUUCUUCAGAUCCAUCUUUCUGAGGGUAUCCAUGAUGUAGGAGCAGUGAGCUGGCAGCUCUUUCUCUGUCUCAUUCUCGCCUGGUUCCUUAUCUACCUCUGUAUAUGCAAGGGAGUCAAAUCAUCGGGGAAGGUAGUGUAUGUGACGGUUCCGUUCCCAUAUAUACUUCUCACCAUCCUUCUCGUACGUGCUGUGACCUUGCCAAAUGCUGUGGAUGGAAUCAUCUUCUACCUCAAACCGGAUACAUCCAAACUGAGAGACAGUCAGGUCUGGCUAGACGCUGCAACACAGAUCUUCUAUUCCAAUACAUUGGGACAAGGAUUCUUGGUCGCUCUUGGAAGCUAUAACAAGAGAAAUCACAACUUUGUCAGGUAA